AUGAUACAAAUGUGUAUACGGGGAAUCAUGCAAGGAAUGACGAGUUCAGGUAGAGUAAUUGUUGUUGCUGGUACUACAGGUGUUGGGAAAUCCCAAUUAUCUAUACAUUUGGCUAAAAAAUUUAAUGGUGAAGUGAUUAAUUCUGAUUCAAUGCAAAUGUAUAAAGGAAUCCCAAUCAUUACCAAUAAACAUCCAUUGGCUGAACGUGAAGGCAUUGAACAUCAUGUUAUGAACCAUGUUGAUUGGACUGAGGAGUAUUAUAUUCAUAGGUUCGAGAAGGAAUGUAUCAAGACUAUUGAAGAUAUUCAUAGGAGAGGGAAAGUUGCAAUUGUAGUAGGUGGUACCCAUUAUUAUCUUCAAGCAUUGUUUAAUAAGAGUGUAAAUGAGAAAACAAGGGAAGUUACAGAAGAAGAAUCAGAAAUUUUGAAUUCUGGAGAUGGUGAACUGACUUAUCAGACUUUAAUUAAGCAUGAUCCUGAUAUUGCAAGCAAAUAUCAUCCAAAUGAUACUAGAAGAGUCCAAAGAAUGCUAGAGAUAUAUUAUACUACAGGAAAGAAACCAAGCGAAAUGUUUAAUGAACAGCAGAAUAGUUUGAGGUAUAAUACAUUAUUCUUUUGGCUAUACAGUGAACCAGAUGCUUUGAACAAAAGAUUAGAUGAUAGAGUUGAUAAAAUGUUAGAGACUGGUGGUAUGGAAGAGAUUAAUGAAUUAUAUAAUUAUUACAAAGAUAACAACUUUACUGCGGAACAAUGUGAGAAUGGUGUAUGGCAAGUUAUUGGGUUCAAAGAAUUCCUCCCAUGGUUAGAAAAGGAACCUAAUGUAUCUUUACCUGAUUGUGUGGAAAGAAUGAAAAUUAGGACCAGACAGUAUGCAAAAAGCCAAGUGAAAUGGAUAAAAAAGAUGUUAAUCCCAGAUAUUAAUGGUGAUAUUUAUAUUUUGGAUGCUACCGAUUUGGAGAAGUGGGAUCAGACAGUAGCUGUUAGAGCGGAUAAUAUAGCUACCAAAUUUAUAGAAGAUAAAAAUAUCGAUGAGCUCAAAGUACCAAAUAAAUUAAAAAGUUUGGAAUUUGAUAAGAACAAUUUGGAUAAAACAAAAAAUGAUGAUUUUGAACACUUUACCUGUGAUAUUUGUUGUGAUAAAAAUAAUAAUAAAUUGUUAGCUAUAGGAAACAAAAAUUGGACAAUUCAUUUAUCAAGCAGACGACACAGAGCAAAUUUGAAAAGGUCUCAGAAGAAAGAAGACUACCUAAUGUAUAAACAAAGGAAAAUAGAACCAUCUAAGGAUCAAGAAAGCGAAUAA
Messenger RNA from Vanderwaltozyma polyspora DSM 70294, 1299 nucleotides. RefSeq names its product tRNA dimethylallyltransferase (gene MOD5). Gene Ontology annotation, biological process: tRNA modification. The coding region runs from base 1 to 1299 and encodes 432 amino acids. Gene Ontology annotation, cellular component: mitochondrion. The record is from RefSeq and is a predicted model, not a curated record. Lineage: Eukaryota; Fungi; Ascomycota; Saccharomycetes; Saccharomycetales; Saccharomycetaceae. Gene Ontology annotation, molecular function: ATP binding; tRNA dimethylallyltransferase activity. The transcript has a single exon.